UCUUCGCGAGCGUUGCGAGAAAGUGUGAAGAACGAUUUGGGCUUUCGUUUGGAAUAUAAAUUUCAUACGGAUUGGGAUAUGCAACAUAUGCGAGCACGAGGAGAUCGCGACAAAGGUUGCCGAUUUGUGUUUAACUCAUCUGUGCAAACAAGUGGUAAGCUAUGGAGCGUAAACUAUCCGGGAUUAUACCCAAGAUCGCUGUACUGCGAAUAUAUAUUCCAUGGCAGUGAUGAACAGAUAGUUCACAUACAUUUUGAGUAUUUUGACGUCGAAGGAUUUAACCAAUGCGAUGAAACAACGCAAAGUGACUUUGUGCUAUUCAGCAAUUACCAGACACAUGAUAGAACGAAUAGAAGAUUUUGUGGGAAGGUAAUUGUCAGCUUAGUUACUUAAGA
This is a messenger RNA of Strongylus vulgaris, 395 nucleotides long. Lineage: Eukaryota; Metazoa; Nematoda; Chromadorea; Rhabditida; Strongylidae. The record is from the annotation of a GenBank genome assembly.